Bipolaris maydis ATCC 48331 is the source of this 1182-nucleotide messenger RNA. RefSeq lists its product as uncharacterized. NCBI's taxonomy places the organism in Eukaryota, Fungi, Ascomycota, Dothideomycetes, Pleosporales, Pleosporaceae. The record is from RefSeq and is a predicted model, not a curated record. Gene Ontology annotation, molecular function: protein dimerization activity.
GCAUGUAGGGCUGACCGCAUUUGCCAAGAACAAAGCUGAAGAGCCAGCGAGGGUUUAGUAUAUUUGUUGGUAUAGAUCAUUUCAUCUAAAUCACUCCGGUGUGUAUGGUGUAACCAGCAAUAAUAAAGCAUCAAAGCCUUCUAUUUCGGAAACGAAUCACACGAUGGACUUAUCGAGCUUGCACGGAGACCCUCGCAGCGCCCACACACAUUACACCCCCGACAGCAAGUCUUACCUUUCAUCCAAAGGACCAGACUUGUACUUUGGAGACUCUUACACCUAUGCCUCAGAUUAUUUCGGGGGCCCCUUCCUCGAUGACAACCUACACUCCUGUUCGAUGAUGAAACCGCUGGACGUAUUCAGCCCCUGGGACAGUCCAUCACCUAGCACGUUUCCUGGUGCAAAUCCAACAAGCAGCUCACCAUUCGCAGUGAGUGAUAGCCACCUGAAAACAUGGCCAAAAUUCAACUCCGGGGAUCUAGCAUACGGAAAAUAUGCUCAUGAUGCUGAAAAAAUCGAAACUCACCACACCGCCGACUCGAUACACACCUGCAGUAGCAGUCCCUCAUCUCCAGCCAUCUCGCCCCAAAUAGCAAGGCAAUCACGUCUUCCCUCACCCUCGGCUUAUCCUCGAACCUUUAUAAACGUCAGAUCCGAGCCUACAAGACGCAAGCGAGGCCGUCCCCGCCUCCCACCUGCAGCGUCCAAGGUCUCAGUAAGCACCGUUGCAAAGAAAGUCGAGCGGCCGCAGUGCAUACCACAUACCGAAGUCGAACGCAAGUAUAGAGAGAAGCUUAACACGGAGUUGGAGCGGCUACGGCGAGCUGUUCCGUCUUUGCUUCGAGCGGAUUCGGAUAAUGUCAUGGGCGGCGCAAGGAUAAGUAAGAGCGCAGUGCUGGCAGUGGCAAUCGAUUACAUCAAGGACUUGGAGGCGCAGAGGGAUAGUGCCCUGGAUGAAGUGAAAAGACUCGGUGGGGAGGUGAAAUUUUGAAUUAAGUAAAUCUGUUCAUUGCAGUAUUGUUUCGUUUAGAAAUCCCUGUCUGGAUCUUGUUUUGGGCUUCCAUAAUCGGUCUCAAGACGAUUGUUAUACCCAUUGGGUGUUUAUAUUUGCCUAUUACAUUUGUUGAAUGAUUGCUGAAUAGAUGACAGUGGAUGUACAUACUCAAAUAUAAUUCUGGUCUU